This is a messenger RNA of Tripterygium wilfordii, 1586 nucleotides long. Its product is annotated as mitogen-activated protein kinase kinase kinase 17-like. The coding region runs from base 177 to 1349 and encodes 390 amino acids. Gene Ontology annotation, biological process: protein phosphorylation. NCBI's taxonomy places the organism in Eukaryota, Viridiplantae, Streptophyta, Magnoliopsida, Celastrales, Celastraceae. The record is from RefSeq and is a predicted model, not a curated record. Gene Ontology annotation, molecular function: ATP binding; protein kinase activity. The transcript has a single exon.
CACGUUUAGGAAUGAAUCCUUAUUUGAAAAGCUAAACACGCGACGGCUCAAAGAUAUUACAGCCUUGUUCUUCUUCUUCUUCUUGGGUUUCCUAAUUCAUUCAGUAAUUCAUCGAUUGAUUGCUACUGAAUUGGGAUUGAGAUUGACAUUGUGAUUGCUGUUGAUUCCAAGAAACCAUGGAAACCCACGGAGCACAGUGGGUUAGGGGUCCGAUAAUCGGCAGAGGCUCAUUCGGCUCUGUUUACUUGGCUUAUUCCAAGAAACCAUACUCUUAUCUGCCUCCUGCAAUGGCCGUCAAGUCUGCUGAAGUUUCCGAUUCAGCUUCACUUCAGAAGGAAGUUGAAGUUCUCAAAAAUCUCCAGGGUUCCCCUUAUGUAAUCCGCUGUUUUGGGGAAGAGACUACAAUUGGCGCCAAUGGAGAGAUGGUUUACAAUGUCUUGUUAGAGUAUGCUUCUGGUGGUUCCCUAGACACUCUUAUCAAGAAAUCGAAAUCGAGUGGGGUUUGCGGUGGCUUGCCUGAAUUGGACGUGAGACGUUACGCCAGGCAUCUUCUUCUAGGGCUUGCUCAUAUACAUCAAUCAGGGUAUGUUCACUGCGAUUUGAAACCUGAUAAUAUUCUUCUAGUUCCUUGUAGAAAUUGUGGUUCUAUGACUAAGUUUGUGGCAAAGAUUGGGGAUUUUGGGUUGGCCAAGAGAGAGAGGCAAAGCAAGAAGGCCAAGUUUGAUCAUUGCUUGAGAGGCACGGCUCCCUAUUUGGCACCAGAAGUUGUGGUUAAUCGGGUGCAGGAGGCUCCUGCAGAUAUUUGGGCUCUGGGAUGCGUUGUGCUUGAGAUGCUAACAGGGGGGUCUCCUUGGGGGUCUGAUUCAAACCUCACUGCUGAAGAACUGUUCAACAAAAUUGCUGAUAGUGGUGCACUCCCAAAGACUCCUAUUGGGAUAUCAAAUGAAGCUAAGGAUUUCCUGAAAAGGUGUUUAGUGAGGAAUCCCAUGUUCCGAUUUACUGCAGAUAUGUUACUGGAUCACCCUUUUUUCGGUGGCUGCGAAGAUGGAUAUGAUGCUGUUGAAGAAGAUGUAGGUGAAGUUGGUCAGGCCAUUGGGGUUGGCUCAUCAUGUUGGCCUGAAGACGAGUUAAGUUCUUUGCUAGUUCCAGCGGAUUGGUGUUCUGUUUCAGAUGAGGAUUCAGAUUCAUUGCCCUGUUCCGGGUUUGAGGAUUUUAAAGUGUAUGCAAGUACUGCCGAACAACUGAUACUCACAGGCCAUAAAAGAAAAAGGUCUUCACACUUCAUUCCCAUCACCGAUGGUGACUUUUUUCUCACCACAAUAGCCCCCACCGUUGCUGCUGGAUUAUAGCACACAUAAUGUGAGUUCUGGUGAGUAUACUGUAGUUUAGAGGAUAUGAUAUUCUUUGUAUAGCAUUGAUGUCAGCCUCCCAAUGGUAAUUAAUUUUGUUGAUGUGAUUGAGAUAACAAUAUUGAUAUUGAAGCAAUUACACUACUGAGUAAUGGUUAAUUGGAUAUCCAUUACCUGCCAUUAAUUGUAACUAAUUGUUUUGACUUUUGGGAUGAAUAGUUGUCUUUGUUUUUCAUA